Racocetra fulgida is the source of this 187-nucleotide messenger RNA. Lineage: Eukaryota; Fungi; Glomeromycota; Glomeromycetes; Diversisporales; Gigasporaceae. The record is from the annotation of a GenBank genome assembly.
AAAAUACAAAAAAAACGAAAACAAAGAAAAAACGAAAAAAGAAAAAAUGAAAGAAAAAAAUACAAAAAAAAAUAAAGAACAAAUAAAAGAACAAGAAGUUAAACAGAAAAAGAAAAAAGGCCAAAGAACGAAACUUCCGAAAUGCAAUAAACAAGAAACCAAAAAAGAAAGAGACAAGAAAAAAUGA